UUCGUAGGGUUCUGUUGAGCUGCACAAAAUGUGUCGAUCGCUGAAAGCUGAAGACGUGCGAAUGGCCAUCGCUGGCUGUUCCGUGAUUGUUUCCUUCCUGAUCUUAGAGUUCAAUUGGCUGGAGACCUACAAGUGCUGCGAAAUAAGUGUGUGGAAUCACGUUUGCGUGCUGCAGAUCAUCGGAGGAAUUUUCCUGUUUGUGGGGUCCCUGAAGAGUAAUCACUGGCUCUUCUUGCCUUGGAUGGUGACUUCGCUCAUUCUGAUCUACACGCUCUCGUACAAAUCCAUUCUUUAUCUAAACUAUUUGGAGGGCAGAAUGUUGAUGUUGGUUUCCAUACUGCCAUUUAUAGCAGGUAUAUGGACCUAUUUCGUGUACGAUGUCUUUCAGGACUUUCUGCAAAUGCAAUGCGAAUCGAUCGGGAAAAUCUCCAUAAUUGAGUCGGUGCGAACGGGGUAUUAACGUGCCUUUUUAUCCAGUGGAACGCAAUGGAGCUGAGUGUAAAGGCAAAUAAGUGUGAACAUUGCGGUCGGUGUGUGUUGUUUGCUUGGGGGUGUGCUUUGUAGCCAAAAGUAAAAUAAGCGUUAAAAUGUCUGCUAACCCAGUGGAAGUCUGCCCUGGGUUCUGCUUCUGGUUCUGGGUCUCUUCUGGGGCUCUUGCGGUAUCGUUGCAUGCGUAUUGCAUUACCCAGUCGCCCAACUGCCAUCUCUCGACCACCCACUCGCACUCCUUUUUACCACCCCCUUGGCACAAAGUGGCGUAUGAAUAGAUACAUGUUUUGUUGCCUGUUUUGUUUGCCCUCCACCCCCUGAAUCCCCUUCUCCGGCUGUCUGUGGACUGGUUGUCGUAAUCCAACAAGCAGACAGGUUAAAUACACCGCAAGGACAGACUCAUACACACAGUGGGGCUGCUGGAAAAAAGUGUGACAAAGAUGGUGGGGAAAAAUGGCGGGAAAUGGGGAAAACUCGGGGAGGCGACUCGAGCCGCGAUUCGGUUGGGAAGCAGACGCAUCCAAACAAACAAUAAUCAUGCAACAAUAGUGAGAGCCGCAAACAAAUUGCUUUUCUAUGUAUAUACUGGUGUGCAGGGAGAUGGCUGCACAGGCGAAAAAUAAUCCAUAAACCAAAAUGUAAAAUUAUAGUUUAACAAGAGAGAUAAAAUAUAUUAAGUAUUGUAGAGUAUUUAGAGUAGCUAAGCUAACUGAAAAGAUAGUUGUCGCAACUAAGCUAGAAAUACCUUUGUAAUAAUUAAUAAAUAAGUGUAAAAU
This is a messenger RNA of Drosophila biarmipes, 1265 nucleotides long. RefSeq lists its product as uncharacterized. Lineage: Eukaryota; Metazoa; Arthropoda; Insecta; Diptera; Drosophilidae. Bases 29 to 460 code for a protein of 143 amino acids. The transcript is spliced from 3 exons. The record is from RefSeq and is a predicted model, not a curated record.